AAAAAUGAUAAAUUGCAUGGCCUUUGUAUAGUGUAUGACAAAAAAUAUAAAACUCAAAAACAGACAGCAGUUAGGACAUUAGGAUGCUGUCCAGAAGUAAAAAAAAAAAAAAAAAAAAAAAAAAGUCAUGCAUUUAGCUCAUCAACCCCACGAACCUUUGUUAUGUCUUAGACAGCCAGAGCCGUCUGGAAUUUCUAUUACCUCGUGACAUAGUACACUGAAAAUAGCAGCUUGUUUGGUCAUGGGCCGCCCGUCAUACCACUGUGGAUGUUUGAGACAUUCACUUACAGUUGGAGUAGAGAGACACGGGAGGAGCAACAGACAACGCAGCUGCUGUCUGCAGACAGUGAAAGAGGUAAAGGUCCUUGUAACAGCCACAGCAACAUCCAAAACAGAGAACCAAGAACAGAUUCUUAGUGGAUCUACAUCAUUUUCUCUGAGCAAUUUUUUCUUCAUAAACAGUGCAAAAAAAAGUAAGUGAUCUCACGGUUUUGAGGGAUUAAGGGGGAUCAGUGCAGCAGAUUAGAGUGAUACUGGACAGUAAUGGCAGUAGCUAAUCCGUACUCCAAGGAGUGGGAGGAAUGGAAGAGAGGGAUGGAGGAGAACAGGAGCAGGAGAUGGCGGGAGAGGGUGAGCCGUUGGGCGAAUGUGGAGGUGAGCGAUGAGGAGGAGGAAGAGGAGGAUGAUGGGCAGGAGGCAGAGAGCAAGGGCUGUCGGGAAGAAGAGGUGAGCACAGAUGAGGAAGAGGGAAAAAAUGUAGAUAUGGGGUUAGAGACGGAGGAAGAAGGAGAAAAUGAGGCGGGAAGGGGGAUUGAGGUGGUCGAAAAGGGAGAUGAGGAGGAAGACAGGGAGGCGAUAGAAGUGGAUGAUAAUGUGGAUGAGGAAGAAGUGGAAGAAAAUGCGAUGGAGAGGGAGUUUGAGGUAGUGGAUGAGAAAGACGAGGAACUGAAAAAACAAGAAGAGAUUAAGGAGAGCAAAAAUAAGGAUGAGGAGGAAGACAGCGACAUGAAGAAUGCUAAAGAAGCGGCGGAAGAAGAAGAAGAGAUAGUGAAUGAGGCAGAGAGGGAGGUUGAGGAGAUCAAGGAGGUCGGUGCUGUGGAGGAGAAUGAAGAAACGGAAGAAGAGCAUGUAGAGGAAGUGGAGAAGGAAGCAGAGGAACUGAGGGAAGAAGGGGAAAAGAUUCAGGAGAACAGAGAGAGGGAUAAGGAAGACAGUGACACAAAGGAAGCUAAAGAAAUGGGGGAAGAGGAAGGAGAAGGAGAGAAGGAGGUGCAGGAGUGCAAGGGGGUGGAUGAAGAGGAGGAGAAGGGAGAAAUGGAAGCAGAAGACAUGGAGGAAGAGAAUGAGAUGGGGCGGGAGGUUCAAGCAUGUGGGGAGGUUGAGGAAAAGGAAGUGAAGGUAGCAGAAGAAGCGGAGGAUGAGCAGGAAGGAGAACAGGGGUUUGAUCGCGACGUGAGGUGGGACGUGGAGAAGGAUAGACUGGACAGUGAAAAAGAGCAGGUUGAGGAAGAAGAUGAUGAGGAAGAGGAGCAUCAGGAACAGGAUGAAACUGGACAUUGCCUGGCGGAGCAGUUCAGAGAACAGUUGAGAACUGAGGAUGAGAGCAUUCGGCAAAAUCAAGAAAGUACAAGCCGAGAAGAGGAUGAGGUCGAUGCGGGAGAGGACUUCCCAGAUUCAUUUGAAUCUGAAAAUGAAGAUUCUGACUUCACGGGAUCUGAUUAUGAUUAUUACAACUUCCAAAGGCUGCAGGACGAAGAGAGAGCUGUUGAGGAACAAUAUAAGCAUCUUGAGGAAUUGGAGGAUCCUGCCGGUAAGUCGUGGAGGAGUGAAAAUAGCCUUUCAGAGAGAAAAGAACAGGAAGAUGAAUGUGACAAGCUAACAGGUGAGGAAGAAACGGCCACAGAAUCUUUGACGACUCAAGACAAAGCGUUUCAAGAUGAUCAUGAGAAGCUUGAAGAGGACGAGUCUACAGACGACGAGGCAGCAGCACUCUCAGCGGACGACGACGAAGACAACAAUGACGAAGAUGUGGUGAAGAUUUACUACAAAAAAGCCUACCUCACAGAUGCAUUCAGCACCUUGACGGAGUUCAGGAGCUCAUCCCUUCUCACUGAUCUUACUCUGAGCACAGAGGACAGGAAGAGUUUCCACGUACACUCCCUUGUCCUGGCAGCUGUCAGCUCACUUAUCCGAGAAAGUCUGAGCAGAUGCAAUGUGGAAAACGAAAGAGAAGAAGUUAGAGGAGUCCACAGGUGGUCCUUGUCUCUGGGUCCGGAGGUGGAUCAUGUUGGAUUAGAGGCAGUCGUGGAGUUUGCCUACAUUGGUCUCAUAUCGUGUCUGAACAAGGAUACUGUCAACCAGAUUAGGGCUGCAGCUCAAACGCUGGGUGCCCCCAGGGUGCUCGAUCUCUGCAAGGAGGAAGAGGAAAAGUCCAAAAAAGCAGGAGGGCAAAAGAAAGAGGAAAGACGGUCAGCUGCAGAUCAAAUGAUGAUCAGUCUCCAGUCCAUCAAACAGCUGUGGAGGGACAGAGUGGGCUGUGACGUCGUUCUGGAAGCUCUUGGAGGAUCAUUUCAUGUCCACAGAGUCAUGCUGGCGGUGUGCAGUGACUUCUUCCGUGGCAUGUUCACCUUGGGGAUGAAAGAGUCCCUUCAGCCUGUUGUGACCCUUCCCUUCCUACUGGCGUCAGAGCUGCAGGUUCUGAUUGACUGCUCCUACAGCGGGGCGCUCCCCCUCAGCUGGAGCUGUGUCUUCGAGAUCACCACCACCGCUCUCCAGCUCCAGUACCAACCUGCCCUCUCCUUGUGCCUUACCUUCCUGCAACAAGAAAUAAAUCCUCACUCCUGCCUCGAUGUUGCAUCUUUCGCUGAGGCCUAUGAGAUGGUCCAUCUUCUUGAGGUUGCGGAAGAUUUUGUUUUGCGGCAGUUCCAAAGGGUGGCGCGCACGUCCAAGUUCAAAGACCUGCCAGCCAAGCAGCUCCUGAGGUACCUGAACAGUCACUCGCUCUGUGUUCCAUCUGAGCUUGUUGUAUUCAAAGCAGUAGUGGCAUGGAUUCAAGCAAAGCCAAAGAAAAGGCUGAGGCUUGCUAAAGAACUAAUGAAAACCAUCCACUUUCCCCUGAUGACUUUUAAAGAAUUCAAAGAGGUACAAUCUAUGAACAUGUGGUCUGAUCACAGCCUGGCAGAGCUCUAUGAAGCAGUUUUUGAGGAUUUCUGUGCCAACGAAACUCCACCGCAGAGUCAAUGCCGCAUCUAUCUGCCGAAGGAGAGUCUGGUCUUGGUUGGAGGUGACCAGACCUUUGAGGACUUGGGCAGCCGCAGCAUCAGCAGAGAACUCUGGUUCGGGAAUUCCUUACAGAACCACACAGGGAUUAGAAAGGCCAUGGAGUGGAGGAGAUUGGGAGAGAUGCCGGAUCCGGCGAGGUUCAGUCAUGAGGUGGCUGUACUUGAAGGACAACUUUACGUGUUUGGAGGCAAGAAGUAUUACGGUACCAGCGACACACUAAAUUCUGUCUGCAGGUAUGACCCCGUUCGAAACAGCUGGGAGAGCCUAGCUGAAAUGCAGGAGAAGAGAUUCUCUUUCUCCGUGGUUGUGCUGGAUGGAAAGAUAUAUGCAAUCGGUGGUAAUUCUGACCUGGACUAUAUAGAGGGUGUGGAAUGCUACUGCCCAAUUGCAAACUCUUGGAGCUUCGCCUGCCCCUUGGAUCUGCCUCUGAGUGCCCAUGUAGCAAAAGUUUUACAUGGACAGAUCUUUGUCUCCGGUGGGCUGAGCAGCAACGACCAAUGUCUUGCUUCCAUGUUCCUGUACCACCCAGAGACAGGAAGCAAUUACCUGGCAAACAUGACUGAACCACGAGCUCAUCACUGCAUGGAGACCCUGGGUGAUUGUCUUUACGUAGCAGGUGGAAUCACCAUGGGCAAUCUCAUAAAUUUUGUUGACCAGCUAGCUUGCGAGGUGUAUAAUCCAGAGUUAGACUCGUGGACCGCCUUCACAUAUCUGCCAAUGCCACAUGUAGGAGCAGGAGGUGCUGUUUUGGAGGGAAAGUUUUAUGUGCUUGGUGGAUACACCCAGGAUGACUACAGUGACACAAAGUUGGUCCAUCGUUACGAUCCCACCACACAGAGAUGGGAGAACAUGGGCAAGAUGCCUGGACCGAACAAUGACAUCCGUGCAUGUCUGCUGCGUUUGCCACCACACUUCCGAUUGUAAGACAUAUCUGGUGACAUACACCAACACAACUGUUUUUAUGGUAACACUUUUGCAAGUCCCAAAAGUUCAUGGUAAGUAGGUGGGAAAAAGAAAUAUAUUUGAAAUGCGAUGUUCUUUGAAAUUACCCCCAACCUACCACAAUAACUACCUCAGAAUUGGUUGGGAAUUAGCCCAAUAUAGUUAAGUUAUUUUUUCAACAAGCAUCAAUUAAUAGCAAUAUCAAUAGCAGGUAGUUCUGAAACUUCCACUUGGUUUCUGACUAGCUUUCUGCUGAUAGCUACAUUUUGAUUAUCUAUACAUUUCUGCAUAUCCCUUCAGAAGGCAACUACAUUGAAGUGAGUUGCUGCUGCUUGAUUUCCAAGCAUUGCAACUUUUAGAAAGAGGGGAAUUUGUUCCUUGAUUCUUGAUGAUGAAGUUGUGUUUGUUAGUAUUUAGCAAUUGAUGGUGGCAAAAAAAGGAAAUUGAGGAAAACUGGAAGUUUGGACUGAUCUGCUAAAAUUACAGAAAUCAAUUGGUCAACUAAACUUGUUGGAAAUGAACAACUCACUUUAAUUCAGUGGCUUAAAAAGGGGAACUUAAGCAGAGACCAAUUUGAUGUUUUCUCAAGUGUAAUGAAAUCAAAACAUUUCGAGGUUAUUAUGGUAAAUAGUGGUUAAUUUAAAAAAGUUUCAAAUAUGUUACUUGGUAAUUACCACAUACUUACCAUCAAAUUUGGGUACCUGUAAAAGUAAAAUUUUACCAUUGUUUUGUAUAAGUUUAAUAGUUAUUAAUGGUGCAAUUGGCCAUUCUGGAGGAAACUACUUGAUAUUUGAUUGAUUAAUUGUUGAUGCUUUGGAUUGUGGAUGAGGCCAUCCACCAGCCAUAAGUGUGAACAAUCAACAGUCACCCAUCAUCCACAUUGCAUCUUUAUUUCUACUGCAUGUUAGCUACAGUGGUAUUUUUGUUAUUUAGCAAACAUUGUUUGUCGGUGGGGUAAAGAUGUAUGUCUCAGCAACUUGACAGCUUUUUCAUGAUUAAUGUAUCUUGCAUAGUAUGUAGGAUAUGUGCGUAAUGUUAUGCAUUUUGGUGAUGCACUGGAUAUUCCAAAUUAUAAAUGGUAUUCAGAAGGUGCUUUGGUAAAACUAAGACGUCAGAUUUUCAAAACCAAACAUUGUACAAAUAUUUUUUACAUGCUUUACU
This is a messenger RNA of Acanthopagrus latus (yellowfin seabream), 5385 nucleotides long. RefSeq lists its product as uncharacterized. Gene Ontology annotation, molecular function: protein binding. The transcript is spliced from 4 exons. Bases 544 to 4206 code for a protein of 1220 amino acids. NCBI's taxonomy places the organism in Eukaryota, Metazoa, Chordata, Actinopteri, Spariformes, Sparidae. The record is from RefSeq and is a predicted model, not a curated record.